GGCUUUGCAUUAAAACCGUGGGUUGGCAUAUAUAUCUUCCGUGUUUUGUUUCUCUUUUGAAAGUUUUUCGGAGAAGGGUUCCUUCUUUCUGGGUUAGUCUCUUCUCUCGUCUCUCCUGCGACUCCGCCAUGGCUUCUUCCUCUGCCGUCAACAGAUGGUUAAGGCCUGAGGUGUAUCCACUCUUUGCAGCAGUUGGUGUAGCUGUUGGCAUUUGUGGCAUGCAACUUAUAAGGAAUAUCUGCACCAACCCUGAAGUGAGGGUAACCAAAGAGAACAGAACAGCAGGAGUGCUUGACAACUUUGAGGAGGGUGAGAAAUAUGCAGAACAUGGCCUCAGGAAGUUUGUCCGCAGCAGAUCCCCUCAGAUCAUGCCAUCCGUCAACAAGUUCUUCUCAGAUCCAAACUGAAUCGAAUGCUGGGAUUUCUCCACCUUAGUAGAAAUUUGUCUUUUGAAAAUGGCGUUUGUCUGCUUAUAUAACUGAUUGAAUAGGAGAGAAUGACAUAAAAUUUGUUUUCUAAAAGAAGAAAUGAGAGGCCAAGUUGUUGGUGGCUCAUCAUCUUGACCAUUGAAUAAUAAAGUCUAUAUUUGCACGCUGUA
Messenger RNA from Alnus glutinosa, 598 nucleotides. RefSeq lists its product as uncharacterized. Bases 129 to 407 code for a protein of 92 amino acids. The record is from RefSeq and is a predicted model, not a curated record. NCBI's taxonomy places the organism in Eukaryota, Viridiplantae, Streptophyta, Magnoliopsida, Fagales, Betulaceae. The transcript has 3 exons.